This is a messenger RNA of Schistocerca nitens (vagrant locust), 864 nucleotides long. RefSeq lists its product as uncharacterized. NCBI's taxonomy places the organism in Eukaryota, Metazoa, Arthropoda, Insecta, Orthoptera, Acrididae. The record is from RefSeq and is a predicted model, not a curated record. Bases 1 to 864 code for a protein of 287 amino acids. The transcript is spliced from 5 exons.
AUGGGUGUUUGCACAGGUCUACCCACCAACAUGCAGAGAGCAGAGGCGUCCAGCAGUAGAAGGUGGCGGUCGUCCGCAGCGGACACCAUACGUCAGCUGGAGCAAAUCUGGCCCACCCUGACGUGGCCAGCUAAGCGUCUGCCCGUACUGGACGUGGAGUGCGGACCCGGAGACAUCGUGGCCAAGUUCUUGGCGCCGCGGGUCCCUGAAGGCACGAAGAUAAUCGCUUGCGAUGCGCGUCCGGAAGAGUUGGAACACGCUAAAGGGCGCAACUCUAUGCCCGACGUGAUCAUACACGAUUUGUUUGACGUGAGUGGGAAGGACUUGCAGAACACUUCCGUCUGGAAGCAAGGGCCCUACUGCAAAGUGUUCAGCCUGAUGCAGCAGCUCUGGUUGCCAGAGAACAGACGAGCCAUACAGAAUAUCCACAAGCUGUUGGCACCAGGAGGUGAGGCCAUCUUCACUGUGCCACCAAAGUUUUCCCUAUGGGAUGGGUUUGAAGACACGAUAGACGAUCCAGAAUGGAGGCAGCACAUGCAGGACGUGCAGAGAUCAUUGUCCCCGUAUGGCGACUAUGAAGAUCCCGUCAGUGAGCUGAAGAAACUGCUGAUUGCGGAAGGUUUCCAGAUUUCGCACUGCGCGCCUGGAGCCAUGGAAGUCGAUUUGGGAUCUCGAAAGGAGUUCAGAGAAUUACUCAUCUCCCUGAACGCGUUACUGAACAGCAUAUUAGAAGACAUUACUAACGACACGUAUCAUUGCACGUGUGAACCGAAUGGAACAGGAGAGGAACAGGAUGGUUAUUCUGGAGAGUCUGAAACAAUUUUGCCUUGUUCGUGUAUGAUAGUAGUGGGCAAGAAGUUGUAA